AUUUUUUUCCAUGAAUUAGUUUUUUUCUCCCUCUUCACACAACGAGGCUCUUUAAGCCCCGGCGCGCGACACAGAGGGGCAUUCAGAGCGCGAGCGAGGGGGCAGGAACCGACGGACGGACUCUCGCGCUGGGCGGGCGACCUGCUUUAGUGCAGUCUUUGUGACAGACACAUCUUCAUCCCGAGGAAGACAGCGAAUGGGUUCCCUUUGACAGAACCAGAAGCGAGUGAAAGAAGUGCAACAGUCCCAUCGGAGAACCGAAAUCUACUGAGAACCUUCCCGACACCCGAGAGCGCAGCGCGAGAGCAGCGAUGUCGGCGGAGGAACACAGUUUAUCUGAGGUGGAGAUGAGUCCCGGGGUGUCCGAAGACGGUCGCUCCAUGUCCCCCGGGCCCUCGUCGGGCGCUCCCGGAGGGGCGGACUCCCCGUUGUCCGGUCAGCCGUCUCAGAUGUCGGGCGAGGAGGCGGCGGGCGUCUCCGCGAGCGUCUCGGUGAAGUCGGACGAAGAAGACGACCGUUUCCCCAUCGGGAUCCGCGAGGCGGUCAGUCAGGUGCUGAACGGAUACGACUGGACCCUCGUGCCCAUGCCCGUGCGCGUGAACUCGGGCAGCAAGAACAAGCCGCACGUGAAGCGGCCGAUGAACGCGUUCAUGGUGUGGGCGCAGGCCGCGCGCCGGAAACUGGCGGAUCAAUAUCCGCACCUGCACAACGCCGAGCUCAGCAAGACGCUCGGCAAACUCUGGAGACUCCUGAACGAGUCGGAUAAGAGGCCUUUCAUUGAAGAGGCCGAGCGUUUGAGGAAACAGCAUAAGAAGGAUUAUCCCGAGUACAAAUAUCAGCCACGUCGACGCAAGAACGGCAAACUGGGAACCGGAUCUGAGGGCGACGGCCACUCCGAGGGCGAGGUCAGUCACAGCCAAUCACAUUACAAGAGUCUGCACCUGGAGGUGGCACACAGCGGGGCGGCGGGGUCACCGCUGGGCGACGGGCAUCACCCUCACUCUACAGGUCAGAAUCACAGCCCGCCGACACCCCCCACCACCCCUAAAACAGAACUGCAGGGGGGUAAAUCUGGGGAAGGGAAGCGUGAGGCCGGGGGAUCCAGGGGUGGUCUGGGGGUGGGAGCAGACGGAAGCUCCUCCUCUGCGUCGGGCAGCAGCAAACCUCACAUUGACUUUGGUAACGUGGACAUUGGUGAGAUCAGUCAUGACGUGAUGGCCAACAUGGAGCCGUUUGAUGUGAAUGAGUUUGACCAGUAUUUGCCCCCCAACGGUCACCCCGGCGUGGCACAGGUGACGGGAGGAGCGGGCUCGGGAUCCUCGGCCUCCCCGUAUUCGUACGGAAUCACGUCGGCCCUGGCGGCCGCCAGCGGGCACUCAGGCGCGUGGCUCUCCAAACAGCAGCUGUCGUCCCAGCAGCACCUGGGCUCAGAUGUGGGGAAGACUCAGAUCAAGAGCGAGGCUCAUUUCUCCAGCGAGGCGGCGUCUGCAGCCAGCGGAGCUCACGUCACCUACACGCCUCUCAGUCUGCCGCACUACAGCUCCGCCUUCCCCUCGCUGGCGACCAGAGCCCAGUUCGAUUACGCCGAGCACCAGGCGUCCGGCUCGUACUACGCUCACUCCGGUCAGACCUCCGGCCUUUACUCCGCCUUCUCUUACAUGGGCCCGUCCCAGAGGCCUCUGUACACAGCCAUCCCUGACCCCGGAUCAGUGCCGCAGUCACACAGCCCAACACACUGGGAGCAGCCUGUCUACACCACACUGUCACGACCGUGACACACACACAAACACACACACAACGGUUUCAGUCCUGUUUGAAUCCAGUAGCUGUUCGUGUGCUUCAUGAACAUCAUGAGAAAUAUUGGCCUGCACUACAAUCUACAGCAUUCUGAGGGGUGUGUGGACAUCUGCA
Messenger RNA from Triplophysa dalaica, 1911 nucleotides. Its product is annotated as transcription factor Sox-10-like. Gene Ontology annotation, biological process: enteric nervous system development; peripheral nervous system development; morphogenesis of an epithelium. Gene Ontology annotation, cellular component: nucleus. Gene Ontology annotation, molecular function: DNA-binding transcription factor activity, RNA polymerase II-specific; RNA polymerase II cis-regulatory region sequence-specific DNA binding. The transcript is spliced from 4 exons. The coding region runs from base 312 to 1775 and encodes 487 amino acids. NCBI's taxonomy places the organism in Eukaryota, Metazoa, Chordata, Actinopteri, Cypriniformes, Nemacheilidae. The record is from RefSeq and is a predicted model, not a curated record.